Prunus armeniaca (apricot) is the source of this 1986-nucleotide messenger RNA. Lineage: Eukaryota; Viridiplantae; Streptophyta; Magnoliopsida; Rosales; Rosaceae. The record is from the annotation of a GenBank genome assembly.
AUGGCUGCCAUCAUCACACUGCACUCUCCAAAGUUCUUUCUUGUUCUGCUCCUGUUAACCCCUUGUGCAACUCCUUUAGCCUUCCAUUCCCCCACCUUCCAACAAAGUGAUCACUCCAGCAGCACUACGAAAUUAUUAAAUAACAAAGGAGAUGUUAGCUUUCUUCAUAGCGCCAAAAAGGUCCUACUCAACCGUGCAUUAGGAGUACGUAGCAGUAUCGGCCGCCCUGUCAACAGCUCAAUGGAAAACGUCAUUGAGCCGCGCAAUGAGUACCCAUCCAUGGUGGUGGAGUCUGAUACGUACCAGAAUCCAUGGCCAGCAGUGGAGGAUUCUGAAGGCAAUCAUGUGGGUAUUGACGUCGACAGUGUCAAGUCGAAUGUUACCAGGCCUAGGAAUGCUGUUACUGCAGAAGGAAAACUAAAUCAUGCUUGGAUUAGUUAUAAUUCUAGCUCAAAAAAUCUUAGUGUUGCCUUCACCACUUAUGUAAAUGGUAGCCAGGAACAAGUGAUCAAUUCUCUCAGUUACAUGGUUGAUCUAAAUAAAUACUUGCCGGAUUGGGUCAGGCUUGGCUUCUCUGCUUCAACAGGAGCUGCUUCUGCUCUGCAUAACAUCAUCUCAUGGAAUUUUACUUCUUCUUCACUAGGUGAUGAUGAAUCUCUAGCUUUUCGUGGCCAAAGAAAAAAGAAAAAGAAUCCCCAGUUCGUGCGUGGCACUAUGGAUCUAAAACCAACUCAAGAAAACGCAAGAAACCACUGGUGGUUGAGUACUACUAUUGGUGAUGGUGGUGGAGGAGGACUUAUCUUGGUUUGUGUGUUAGGUUUGGGUUUGUUCAAGUCGUGCAAGAAAAGGGCACCAGAAGGAAGGGCUGCAAAAAAUCUUAUGAUUCCUCAUGACAUGAUUGAGCAAUUGGAAAAGGAGAUCCGCCGCCCAAGGCAGUUUUCGUACAAAGAAUUGGAUUCCGCAACCAGACAUUUUUCUGAGGAAGAAAAACUUGGAGAGGGAGAAUUUGGUGUGGUUUACAAGGGCUACCUAAAAGAUUUGAACUCUUACAUUGCUGUUAAGAAGAUCUCAAAAGGAUUUGAACCGGGGCUUAAGGAAGUCGUGUCAGAAGUAAGCGCCAUCAGUCGACUUAGGCAUCGGAAUCUGAUACAACUCAUUGGUUGGUGCCACGAUGAAGGGGAGCUCCUACUUGUCUACGAGUUCAUGCCUAACGGCAGAUUAGAUUAUCAUUUGUUCCAAGGAAAAAGCCGGUUAGUUUGGGAGAUAAGAUACAGAAUUGCUCAAGGCUUGGCCUCUGGGUUGCUCUAUCUACACCAAGAAUUGGAACAAUGUGUCCUGCACAGGGAUAUCAAAUCCAGCAAUGUUAAAUUGGAUUCAAAUUUCAACGCUAAACUGGGGGGUUUCAGGUUUGCGAGGCUUGUGGACCAUGGAGAAGAAUUGGAGGAGAUGACUACUAUAGUUGGAACUUUUGGCUACAUGGCUACUGAAUAUUUGAUGACAGGAAAAGCUAGCAAGGAGUCAGAUAUCUAUAGCUUUGGAGUUGUUGCUCUGGAAAUAGCCUGCGGAAAGAGAGGUUUUGAUGUAUUGGAAAGUGGUAAACCUAAUAUGGUAGAGUGGGUUUGGGAGCUUUAUGGAGAAGGUAAAGUCAUUGAAGCAGCUGACCCAAAAUUGUGUGGAGAUUUUGAUGAGAAACAAAUGGAGUGUUUGUUGAUUGUUGGGUUGUGGUGUGCUCAUCCAAAUUACAAUUCCAGACCUUCAAUACAGCAAGUGAUUCAAACGCUUAACUUUGAAGUUGCAGUGCCCAUUCAACCAUCAAAGAUGCGAACUACUACUUCUCCUCUUACAAUAUCAGUUUCAGGUUUGUCUCCUAGUAUUGGUUCUGAAGGAGGGCAAGUUGAUGACUCUGGCCCUGAUUAUACCACCAACUGCUCAGAGAUCACUGAAUCUUCUGCAACAAAUUCUCCUCCGUCAAUUUCGCUCGGCUAA